This is a messenger RNA of Tarenaya hassleriana, 1476 nucleotides long. RefSeq names its product probable dual-specificity RNA methyltransferase RlmN. The transcript is spliced from 10 exons. The record is from RefSeq and is a predicted model, not a curated record. Gene Ontology annotation, molecular function: iron-sulfur cluster binding; RNA methyltransferase activity. NCBI's taxonomy places the organism in Eukaryota, Viridiplantae, Streptophyta, Magnoliopsida, Brassicales, Cleomaceae. Gene Ontology annotation, biological process: tRNA methylation; rRNA base methylation. The coding region runs from base 36 to 1289 and encodes 417 amino acids.
AGGAAGGGGGUUUAUGUGAUUUCUGAUCGAAGAAGAUGAUAACCAACGCAAUGGCUCUGUUUCAGCAGGCUUUCUUCUCUGUUCCCGUGGCGCGUGUGAUUCACCGUCGCUCCCUGACUACCGCCGCCGCCGCACCCUCUCGAGCCGCAGCCGAUCGUGCCCCUCACGUGGACUCGCAUGUGCUCCUCGGAAUGUCGGAGAAGGAGCUUCAACAGGUCGCCGUUAACUUGGGUCAGGAAAGCUACAGAGGGAAGCAGCUGCAUCAUCUUAUAUAUAAGAGGAAGGUGAAAGAGAUUGAAGAUUUUAGUAAUUUGCCUCUAGCAUUUCGCAAAAAUCUUAUGGAAUCUGGAUUUAAGGUGGGAAGAUCACCGAUCUACCAAAAUGUCACCGCUGCUGAUGGAACCAUUAAGUUGCUACUGAAGUUGGUAGAUAAUCGUUUGAUUGAAACCGUUGGUAUACCAGUUAAAGAUGAAAAGGGUUCAAUGCGCCUUACUGCUUGUGUUUCUUCUCAGGUCGGCUGUCCAUUGCGCUGCUCUUUCUGUGCCACGGGAAAAGGAGGGUUUUCAAGGAAUCUUCAGCGGCAUGAGAUAAUCGAGCAGGUGUUGGCUAUCGAGGAGGUCUUCAAGGAGAGGGUGACAAAUGUGGUUUUCAUGGGAAUGGGUGAGCCAAUGUUGAACCUAAAGGCAGUACUCGAUGCUCAUCGAAGCAUGAAUAAGGAUAUUCUAAUCGGGCAAAGAAUGAUCACAAUUUCUACCGUGGGUGUUCCAAACACAAUCAAGAAGCUGGCCUCUCAUAAACUUCAGUCCACAUUAGCCGUGAGCUUACAUGCCCCAAACCAGGAUCUCCGGGAGAAAAUCGUACCGAGUGCAAAGGUUUACCCGUUGGAAGCACUUAUGAAGGAUUGUCGAGAUUACUUCCAAGAAACAAGCAGAAGAGUCUCCUUCGAAUAUGCCCUUCUAGCCGGAGUCAAUGAUUCAGUAGAGCAUGCGAAAGAACUUGCAGGGCUACUCCAUGAAUGGGGUCGAGGUCAUCACGUGAAUCUGAUUCCCUUCAAUCCAAUCGAAGGCUCAGAGUACCGACGACCUUACAGGAAAGCAGUUCAAGCAUUUGCAGCCGGGCUGGAAUCGAGUAAGAUAACGGUAAGCGUGAGGCAAACGAGAGGGCUCGACGCAAGUGCGGCUUGUGGUCAGCUCAGAAACAAGUUUCAGAAAAGCCCUUUACUCGACGAGACAGAUGCCUUACGACCUCAUCGGCCCGAUGCAGGUGAAGGGGAACUAGUUCUAUGUUGAUGUCUGGAUUUCGGAGGAAAUCUCAGGUUUUGUGUUUCGGGGUUUGGACAUGACAAGUUCCAAGUUCUUUGGAGCUGUUUGGUCUUGAACUUGAGGACUUGCAAGAUGAUACUCUCUGUGUGAAUGAACGCUGGAAUUCUGGUGAAAUGAUAGUGAACCAAGUGAUGGACCACUUUCUGAGAUGUAA